This is a messenger RNA of Rhodofomes roseus, 1242 nucleotides long. RefSeq lists its product as uncharacterized. The transcript has 2 exons. Gene Ontology annotation, molecular function: protein binding. The record is from RefSeq and is a predicted model, not a curated record. NCBI's taxonomy places the organism in Eukaryota, Fungi, Basidiomycota, Agaricomycetes, Polyporales, Fomitopsidaceae. The coding region runs from base 53 to 1102 and encodes 349 amino acids.
CGCGUCGCGACCUCACGUUGUCACAACUUCAACUUGGCCACACCCUCUCACCAUGGACGCACCACCGAGCCCGCAGCCAUUGGAGCCGACUCGAAAGCGACCUCGCUCGGAAUCCGAGCCCACGGCCUCACUGCAGCAUGCCUUCAGCCGGGACGAGCGGUUCUGGUACGAGGACGGGAAUGUCAUCAUCAUAGCGCAGGGCGUCGGCUUUCGCGUCUUCAAGGGUCUGCUUGCCGCAGACUCUGAAGUUUUCCGCGACAUGCUGAGCCUCGCCAAACCUGCUCCGGAUCUCUCGCGAGAAUCUGGCCUGGACGACUGCCCCGUAGUCCACGUCACGGACACUGCGGCUGAGGUCCGCUCAUUAUUGGCCAUUCUGCUGGGCGGAAGGCGAUACAUGCGACGCCUGAAGUUUGAAUUCGAUGACGUCGCGAACUGCAUCCGUCUCGCGCACAAGUACGGCAUUCAGGACGUGCUCGAAGAUUCCUUGGAGGAGUUGAAGAAAUACUUCCCCGCCACGUUCGAUGCGUUCGCGACCCGCCUCACUAGCGAGACAUCGACCGACGCGAUCGUCGCUGCGAAUCUAGCACGCCUCACCAAUACUUUAUCGAUCCUUCCCGCCGCUCUCUAUGGGUGCUGUCAAUUGGACGGGAAAGAGCUGCUGGAAGGCAAGGUGCGCAAGGACGGUGUUGUGGACACCUUGAACUUCGAGGAUCUUGGACACUGCACGGACGGAAUGAGAAGGCUCUGCACGCUCAACGUUCAACUUGCGUCGGAUGUCUUCUCGCCCCUGGAUAACGCAGAAUGCGUGAUCAUCGAUCGCUGUAACACAUCUCUUGCAACUCUCCAACUGAAGUGGAUCCAUCGGAUUCCACGGGGAAAUGGCGAUGUUCUCGCUCCCUGGGACCUCCGCGGCUACGAUCGUAAAAAGAAGCCAAAACCAAGUUCGCCUCUCUGCGCAUCGUGCAUUGCACUGCUUGAAGCGAGGGCCACCACGCUGCGCCAGAGGAUCUGGUCCGAACUGCCUGAUGUAUUCAAUCUGAAGGAGGGAAGCGAGGAAGUGGUGUCUCAGGAGGAUGCAGUUAUGUCUCAGGGUGAUAGCUGAGUAUAUCUCUGGUUGACAUGGACUUAACAUCGACUUGUUCCCUUCGUCCACAUUUACAGAUACAGUAGUACUGCGCUGCUCUACCCCAAUCCAACUCCGUCUAUACGCCGCCUCCAGGCUGGUUUCCUUCGUUCACAUUA